Papilio polytes (common Mormon) is the source of this 1941-nucleotide messenger RNA. RefSeq names its product protein KTI12 homolog. The coding region runs from base 86 to 994 and encodes 302 amino acids. The transcript has 4 exons. Lineage: Eukaryota; Metazoa; Arthropoda; Insecta; Lepidoptera; Papilionidae. The record is from RefSeq and is a predicted model, not a curated record.
UAACAUUGACACUUGACAUUUCUUAGCACAAUCGUACACUUUUAAGGUUAUUUUGUCUACGAAAAAAUGUAAAUAAAACCUCAAAAUGCCCUUAAUUAUAAUAUGUGGAACACCAGUAAGUGGUAAAACAAGUAGAACAAACGAACUGAAAGAGUUUUUCGAGAAAAAACAUGGGAAACAUGUUGAUGUUGUAUCCGAAGAAGAAGCAAUAGUAAGUUUAGGAUAUGAAAAGAAUUCCACGUACUUGGACUCACAGAAGGAGAAAAGAGUUAGAGGACAUCUGAAGUCGGAGGUUAUUAGACUAAUAGGGAAAGACAGUGUUGUCAUUUUAGAUGGUAGCAAUUAUAUCAAAGGCUAUCGCUAUGAACUGUAUUGUGCAUCAAAGGCUUGUAAAUCGACACAGUGCACAAUUUAUACAAUACGCAAUCAUGAUGAAGCAUGGGAAGAUAAUGAGAAAUUAUUAAAUAAUUCUAAUAAAAACGAAGACGAUGUGCCAGGGGAUAAUAGUUCAAUACACAAACAACCAGUAGCAUAUACUGAAGAAGUAUUCAAUGCAUUGACUAAAUUUAGAUUUGAAGAACCAAACUCAAAUCACAGAUGGGACAGUCCAUUGUUUACAGUUCAGCCAACUGACAACCUAGAUUUAGAUGCUAUUUACAGUGUUCUGUUUGAGAAGAAGCCACCUCCGCCAAAUAUGAGCACUCAAAAUCCACCACUUAGUUCUACAAACUUCCUUUAUGAAUUGGACAAAGUGACACAAUCAAUAUCUAAACAGAUUUUAGAUGCUAAACAACUAAAUAUGGAUGAAGUAAGAUUCCCUGACUAUCCGGGUUGCUUGUUAGAAGCUGGAUUUGUUCAAAAUGUUAACCCUCAGAAACUGCUAAGGUUAAGAAGACAAUUUUUAACAUAUGCAAAAAUGAGUCAUUCAAAUGAAGAAACAAAUAAAAUUGGAAGAUACUUUAUACAAUAUUUAAAUAAAACACUUACAGAUUAAUAUCUUAUUUAUUUUAUAAACUGUAUACAACUAUACUUUAAUAGGUUUGACAAAUUAUUAAAGAGGGUAGUCAGUCAGAUUACAAUUAUAUGCAAAUAAAAUUGUAAAUAUGUAAUGUUUCACUAUUACCACUUUUUAAUGUCUUUUAGUGCAACAGACAAAAAGCUAAUAAUUAUUAUGAUUUGUACCCAUAGAUAAUUAUAUAUUCCCAGGAGAUAAGUGACAAUUAUUAUAUUAUAUGUACUUUUAUAUGAAUCAACAGUUUAUAAAACAUAGGCCAGGCCAAGAUUAAAUGGAAACUAAUCACAGAUUUGAGAUCUUUAUCCCAUACCUUAGAGGUAAAGAAAUAUUGUCAAAGGCCUUCCUAGCUAAAACUCCGGGCUAACACAACUAUAACAUUCUACAAGGAAACAUAGACAUGAAUGUUUAACAUAUUUUCAAUAUCUAUGACAUUUUACCAAUAACAUAAAACAAACAUUUGAAUUUAUUAGAACCACAUCAUGAAAAAGUCUACCAGCAUAAAUCUAAGAACCAACAAGCAUAUGAUUGGCUGUGCACGUGUCACGUGAUUUCCGACACUUGUGAUUGGUUGUUUAUUUAGUCGCAACGAAUCUUAACCAAUCCGCGUCAUGCAAAUAUUUGGAAACGCGCUCACGUUGCUUACGAUCUCUGCCUGUAACUAGUUUUCAUUUUUAGUGUUGGUACUUUAACUUUCCUUGUACAACCUUUUUGUAACAAUCAAUGUUUUGAAUUAUGUUUACUAGUAAAUUAUUAAUAAACAUAGAAAAAAUACAGAGUAUAAAAAAGUUUACAGCCUACUUAAUGCCCAGGUACUUGAGCGGUUAUUUAAAGACACCCUACUAGCUAUGUUUGCUUCGGACAAAAUCUUUUUGAGCCUUAAAAAAAAAUCAGUUCUUAUUGGCACACAGUAGUUAUUGGAGUACCAA